Molecule: messenger RNA, 1128 nt
Organism: Thermochaetoides thermophila DSM 1495
Lineage: Eukaryota; Fungi; Ascomycota; Sordariomycetes; Sordariales; Chaetomiaceae
Exons: 4
Coding region: 1-1128 (375 amino acids)
Biological process (GO): methylation
Molecular function (GO): methyltransferase activity
Source: RefSeq, a predicted model, not a curated record
AUGCCGGCCAGCUCUAGCUUACCUGAUGCUCCUACUGAGCUCAGCAAGAAAUAUGAGACCUCGUUAGGCAUUGCGCACACCACCAUGCAGGCCCUUAAGGAUCGUAUCAGGUUACACUAUGACCUGGCUAGCGAUUACUAUCUCAACCUAUGGGGCGAACACAUUCACCACGGCUACUGGCCGACACCAGAGUCCAAGAACACCGACUCCAAAGAGACUGCCCAAGUCAACUUGAUCAAGCUCUUGCUUGACAUCUCUCAGCUCUCUCCCUCAGACAAUCAUCCCAAUCCCAAUGGCGGCGAGACCAUGAAAACCAGUCCUCCCAGUCUCCGCAUCCUCGACGUCGGCUGCGGCCUAGGCGGCACCUCCCGCUACCUCGCCUCAACCCUCGGUGCUGCCGUCACCGGUAUUACCAUCUCCGGCAAGCAAGUGCAGAUGGCAACCAGGUUGAGCAAGAAAGUUGCUGCUGCUGCUCCUACCGGAAACGUUGCCGAUAUAUCCGCUGCCGCCGCCGACGACGAUGAUGAUAAUGAUAAUGAUGAUGAUGAUGAUGAUGGCUUCAUCCCCCUGGCGGGGGGAGGGAAAGUUCGUUUUUUAGAACUGGAUGCGGAGAAGAUGGGGGAGCACUUCUCGGGAAGUUCACAAGCUUCGGGAAGCGACGGUGACGACAGCAGGAAGUUUGAUAUUGUCUGGAUUACUGAAGCGCUUAGCCACUUCCCGGAUAAGGGGCUUUUCUUCCGCAAUGCACAGAGCUUGCUGCGGAAGGGAGGAAAGCUGGUGUUGGCGGACUGGUUUAAGGCUGAGGGGCUGGAGAAGGAGCUGCUUGAGAAAGAUAUCAAGCCGAUCGAGGACGGUAUGCUCCUUCCUCCUCUUUGCACGCAACAGCAAUACGUCGAGCUCGGAACAGACGCCGGGCUGGAGGUGUUAAGCCCACCUAAGGACAUCAGCCAGGAUGUGAGCAAGACAUGGGAAAUCUCCUGGUCCCUAGUCCAGAACCCAUCCCUCUGGGCCUUUGCUUUCAGCCAGGGCCGUGACGGCAUUGCCUUUCUUCAAGCUUUCCGGGCUAUGCGGAGAGGUUAUGCCAACGGGAGCUUUCGGUACGCCGUCAUGGCCUUUAAGAAACCGUGA